Molecule: messenger RNA, 2562 nt
Organism: Mesorhabditis spiculigera
Lineage: Eukaryota; Metazoa; Nematoda; Chromadorea; Rhabditida; Rhabditidae
Source: the annotation of a GenBank genome assembly
AUGACGCUGCAAGACCUGAUCGCGAAAUACCGGGGCAACCGGAAGAUUUUGCUGCUGAUCGUUUACAUUGCGUUGUUUUUGGAUAAUAUGCUGUUGACAACAGUUGUCCCAAUCAUCCCAGAGUAUCUGCUCCGGUUAUCGCAUCCGAACGAGACGGAUCUGUUGCUUUAUAACAAGCCAUCUGAAGUCUCCGAUCACGUUCGAGGAAAACGCGGGUCCGGCUAUUGGGAUGAGAGUCAGGACUGGGACCUCCCAGUUGACGACGAGGAUCGCAAAAUUCCGUGGGAAUCCAGCCCGUUGGGGCCGAAAAGCAAGAGCAAGACAAAGGGGCGAACAAAGUCCAAGGCCAAGAAUCCAUUGGCACCGAAGACGAAGCAACGGCCAAAGCAGUCGCCGAGGGAUGAAGGCCCUCCACCUGGUGAAUCCGUUGGCGCUCCAGAUAAUGAGCAUCGCCAUCAAGUCCUGGCUGAGGAAAAUGUGCACGUCGGAUUGAUGUUCGGUUCCAAGGCGCUGAUCCAGCUGCUUGUCAACCCUUUGGUUGGACCGAUGACUAAUAAAAUUGGCUACACGAUGCCAAUGUUCUGGGGUUUUGUCAUCAUGUUCCUAUCGACAGUUAUGUUCGCGUUCGGGUCUUCCUAUGGAACGCUGUGGCUGGCCCGAGCGAUGCAGGGUAUCGGAUCGGCUUGUACCUCGACUUCAGGUAUGGGAAUGCUGGCCCAAGCGUAUCCAGAUGAUGCGGAACGUGGAAGCGCUAUGGGGAUUGCGCUGGGAGGCCUGGCUUUGGGCGUACUUGUCGGUCCACCAUACGGCGGAGUACUCUAUGAAUGGGCCGGGAAGCCGCUGCCAUUUAUCCUGCUUGCGCUUUUGACGUUAUUUGAUGGAAGUCUCCAGUUCAUGGUCCUACAACCCAAAAUCGAUCGUGGCGAGCCCGAGGGUAGUUCAAUGAAGCAGUUAGCCAAGGAUCCGUAUAUUAUCGUGGCUGCUGGCGCCAUCACGAUUGGUAAUCUCGGCAUCGCCAUGCUCGAGCCCUCACUUCCACUUUGGAUGAUGGAAUCGUGGCAGGCUGGGUCGUUUGAAAGAGGUAUCGCCUUCUUACCGGCUUCAAUCUCGUACCUUGUUGGGACGAAUAUUUUCGGUCCUUUGGCGCACAAGAUGGGACGAUGGUUAUCUGCGUUUAUCGGUCUCGUCAUCAUUGGCUUCUGCCUAUUGCUUAUUCCAUCAGCCACUUCCGUCGGGGGUCUCAUUAUCCCGCAUCUUUUCAUGGGCUUCUCGAUCGGAAUGAUCGACGCGUCGAUGUUCCCAUUGAUGGGUCAUCUGGUGGAUCUCCGUCACGUCGGAGUCUACGGCAGCAUUUAUGCGAUAGCUGACGCGGCUUUCUGCUUUGCAUUUGCACUUGGACCAUUUUUCUCCGGACCACUGGUUCGCUCAGUUGGAUUCCCGACUAUGAUGUACAUAAUCGCAAUCAUCAACUUUAUCUACGCUCCCCUAAUGUUCAUGCUGAGGAGUCCACCACCGAUUAUUCGGGAGAACGAGGCAAGCGCCGUAUCGAAUGGAAUAGCCGAAACAAAAUGGCUAACCUUCCAACCCCUUCCCUAUAUCGGCGAUAUCUCCUAUGUAAUGUACCUCAUCCACUGGCCAGUUAUCACUUUUGCCAAAGAAUUAUACUACGACGGGAUCGAUAUUGACGCAUACGGCUACGGCAUGAUGAUUGUCCUAACCAUCACAUUGACGAUUUUGGCUCAUCAUCUGGUUGAAAAUCCCUUGACACUGGUUUCGGCCCGUUUCUGCCUCUGGAUCACGGCAUUCGCUUAUAUCAUGGCGGUGGUUGGGAUGUAUCUGCCUUUAAAUGGUGGAAAUGAAUCCGAAGAACCGAAAUUCUUGGCCCAGCCAAGCUAUAAUGUUACGGCAAAAGACUGCGAUGCCCUGAACACAAAACCUGAAAAUCCGGAGUGGGAAAAUGUGACGUUGUCUGAGACGGGAUACUUUAAGCUAUUGAAAGGGAAAGGGAAAUUCGAUGUUUUUGUGGCCGGAAAUUCCUACCUACAAAAAUACCGUAGAUGGCCGGACAAGAUUUUCCGAGGUCGCUAUCGGAAGUAUUAUCAUAUGGAUGGAGAUACUUGUGUCCCAUUCUUCAACUACACCGGAAUUCACAGCAUGGGCUGGGGAUGCGAAAGUUUUACCAAAAAAGUUGUUGCUGAAAUGGAGGAGAUCAAACCCAAAAUCACAAUGCUGGUCCUCGGCUACGGCCUUGCCAACGAAUUAGCGAAAAAGCAUUUUGAGCGGAUGCUUCCGUUUGCAAAAUCAACAAUCGCAAAGCUAUCGAGCUUAACGGACUAUCUGUUAAUCACACUACCAAUGUACUACGUUGAUGAAGAAAUCGCGCAUCGUUAUGCCAGGAACUUCCGGCAGAAGGGUGUGAUUCCGGAGAGGAACCAGACUAGGUUUUUGUAUGAGGACUACCUCGAGCAGUGUGCCCCGACUCUUACCCUGAUUGGUGAGGCCGCGAAGGGCUGCCCAAACUGCCGCUUCAUCGACACACAAUCGAUAUUUUGCGAGGACGGG